Messenger RNA from Drosophila miranda, 2163 nucleotides. Its product is annotated as platelet glycoprotein V-like. Gene Ontology annotation, molecular function: protein binding. NCBI's taxonomy places the organism in Eukaryota, Metazoa, Arthropoda, Insecta, Diptera, Drosophilidae. The transcript is spliced from 4 exons. The record is from RefSeq and is a predicted model, not a curated record. The coding region runs from base 76 to 2088 and encodes 670 amino acids.
CAGGCAUGUGGCAGUUGCGCUGCGGUCUCGUUUUAGUUUAUUAAUGGCAUUCGUCGAAUAAAGCGUGACGCCAGAAUGAAGAUGAGGGGGAUCGUCCAGGGCUCGUCAAAUGGUGCGAUAGGGUGCAAGAUGCUGCUGAUCUUUCUAAUGGUGACGAAGCCGAUACAUGGAUCUGCGCUGGGCAAUGUUCUACGGCCUGAGUCCGAGCCGGACCUAGAAGUUCUCACUUGCCCAGGCAAAUGCGUCUGUCAGUUGGAAGCAUUCAACGAGCUGCCCAUUGCUCGUUGGGUCAAUCACAUGGCCAGGGACUAUGGUGAUGAUAGCUUCCUGCAGCAGCCCACACACACAAAACUGGCGACGUGCCUGGUACAGUCGCAAGAGGAGUGGCAGCAGCUUCGGGAUUACUUGCCAACGGAUUUGCAGGCCUUGAUUUUGCUCUACACGGGCAACGUGGAAAACCAACUGGCAGUAAACACCAGCAGCUUACGGCCACUCAAUCAGCUAAGAACUCUCGAAAUCCGUGGAACCGGAGCCACUCUAAUCAUCGAUGAUCCGCUGGAGUUCUUGCAGCAUGCCAACUUUGAGCAUAUCAGGUUGCAGGCCAGCGAUCGGCUGCAACGUCCAAAGUUCUCCAAACUACCCAGUGAGGACUAUGAGUAUAAGCCGCCGAGUGAGCUCCUUCCACCCAGCGAAUACUCCACCAAGUACCCACUGCAAUUUGAGGAUGCCGCCUCUGAUAUUGUCACCUAUGAACAGCACAUGCAACGACUGAAGCAGACCAGGAUGCCCAGCUUUUUUGGAUGGGGCAGACUAGAAGUGCUGCGCAUUGUGGGCUGUAAGCUGGACAAACUGCACUGGCAAAUGUUCGAUGGACUAACCCAACUGAGGGACCUCAAUCUGGAGAGGAAUAGCAUUGAGGAGUUGCCCCCGUUCGCUUUCUCGGGAGCUCUGCACCUGAAGAGUCUCUCCUUAGCCCACAACGCCUUAAGGCGAUUGCAUUAUCUGGGUCUGGCUGGCUUACUCCAGCUGGAGACACUCAAUUUAGCUGAUAAUCGACUGGAGCGCCUAAGUGAAUUAAGUUUUCCGCCCUUGCCAAAGUUGCAGAAGGCAGAUCUGCGCAGUAAUCCUGUUAGAUACAUCCUUCCUGGCACGUUUUGGGUGAUGAACGAUACGAGGGAACUUCAAAUGGGCAGCGAUCAGGCGGCUUUGGAUCUGCGCACUUGGUUCAUUUAUGGACAAUUUGAUUCCCUUAACGAACUACGCACUCUAAUACUUGGCAAUGUUUCCACCGAAACGCUAGAACAGGGAGUGUUUAAGGGUCUUUAUAGCCUGGAGUUUCUUAAGCUGCGUGGGAAAAUCCACAGCAUACAGUUUGAUGUAUUUGCAGGCAUGGAACACCUCAGGGAACUGGACAUUAGUCAGUGUGGCGUUUCAGAACUGUCCAUGGAUGCAUUAAUGGGCGUGAAGCGACUGAAGUUUCUCAGCUUGAGCCAUAACAAUCUUACAAAUAUACCCCAUGGGUUGCUGGACGACCAGCAGAGGCUUGAGGAAGUCCAGCUGCAAGGAAAUCAGCUAAAAACACUGCCCACGAGUUUUUUUCGGCUGCCACUUGUCCGGGUGAUUCGUCUCGAUCAGAAUCCGUGGCAAUGCAGCUGCCAGAUGCAAUACUGGAAACCAUACUUAACCAAUGUGGUACGGGGGCCUAUUGUAAAGAGGUGUGUAAAAGACAUAAAUGGCGAUCCCCUCUCGUGCAGACACGAGGCCCCCUAUGAGACCGAUAGGAGUCUCGUCCCCCGCUGCUCAAACUACAAUGGACGCAGUGUCUACUACGUUCUCCGCAAGCAACUCCAUUGCGGCGACAUACAAAUCCUUCAGCCGCCAAGUCACAACAGGAUCGGAACAAGGGGGCUGCCGCUGCCCCACUGGCGGAAGGUCGAGCUGCAGGAGGAGCAAUUCAAGAAGGCUACGCCCAGGAAAAUAACACACAAGCCUACAAAGCAACGCAACACGCUGCAAUUUGUGCUAAGGCAACAGAAUCAGCAGCCCCACCCGGAGCCGCUCGAAUUGGAGAUUUCGAAUGAGAUUUAACCAUUUAAAUCAUACUCUAAGUUAGCUCUAAGUUUACUCCGAACUUGAAUAUAAUUGUAAUGUAAUGUAACCACA